UGAGCUGCGAUUCCAUGCGCAGCCUUGUUUUUCUCCGACGGUGUAAGUGAACAGGCGAGAGCCGGGGUCUCCUCCACACCCAAGGGGCGGGGACCUGCCGGCGCCGGGCGGGUGACGUCAUUGAUCCGGGGCUCAGUGGCCAAGAUGGCGCCUGUGGGGGAGAGGAAGGUUCUGGGCGGAGCGGCUGAGGGGCAAGAGGCGGCCGAAGAGGAUGAGGGCCACAACCUCUGGACGUCGAUCCUGAGUGAAGUGUCUACCCGUUCUCGAUCCAAAUUACCCACUGGGAAAAACAUCCUUGUAUUAGGUGAAGAUGGCUCAGGCAAGACAACACUCAUGGCGAAACUCCAGGGUGCAGAGCACUACAAGAAAGGGAGGGGAUUGGAGUACUUGUACCUAAAUAUACAUGACGAAGACAGAGAUGAUCACACACGAUGUAAUGUAUGGAUUCUAGAUGGUGAGCUGUAUCACAAAGGCCUUCUUAAGUUUGCGGUUUCUGCGGACAACUUGAAGAACACAUUGGCGGUCUUUGUGGCAGACAUGGCCAGGCCUUGGACUGUCAUGGAUUCUUUGCAGAAAUGGGCCAGUGUCUUGCAAGAGCAUAUCGACAAACUGAAAAUCCCACCUGAAGAAAUGAGGGAACUGGAACAGAAAUUUAGCGUUGGAGGAAUUUUGCUUGUGGCUACAUCAUCAUUCUUUUAUCAGUGA
Molecule: messenger RNA, 705 nt
Organism: Rhincodon typus (whale shark)
Lineage: Eukaryota; Metazoa; Chordata; Chondrichthyes; Orectolobiformes; Rhincodontidae
Product: cytoplasmic dynein 1 light intermediate chain 2-like
Exons: 5
Coding region: 145-705 (186 amino acids)
Biological process (GO): microtubule-based movement; microtubule cytoskeleton organization
Cellular component (GO): cytoplasmic dynein complex; centrosome
Molecular function (GO): dynein heavy chain binding
Source: RefSeq, a predicted model, not a curated record